Messenger RNA from Carassius auratus (goldfish), 2236 nucleotides. RefSeq names its product G-protein coupled receptor 157-like. The transcript is spliced from 4 exons. Gene Ontology annotation, cellular component: plasma membrane. Lineage: Eukaryota; Metazoa; Chordata; Actinopteri; Cypriniformes; Cyprinidae. Bases 448 to 1449 code for a protein of 333 amino acids. The record is from RefSeq and is a predicted model, not a curated record. Gene Ontology annotation, biological process: adenylate cyclase-activating G protein-coupled receptor signaling pathway; cell surface receptor signaling pathway. Gene Ontology annotation, molecular function: cAMP binding; G protein-coupled receptor activity.
UCACUUGAUGAAUCACUCUCUAACACUAGUGACUUAACCUUCUCAAACUGUUAAACUCAAAAACAAAGUUCGUGAGUUCGUUAGCUUAGAUUUCAAGGUUGGCCACACGUUUAGUCUGUUUUAUUACAAAAACACACGUUUAGUGUGCUAUAUAGUAACAAAUAUUGACGCGAAAUUCUACAAGUUUUGAUUUGUUAUUUUCAAGACAUUGUUUCACUGCCUCAGCAGUUGUGAAGAGGCUGUUGGACUGGCUCUCGUUAAGCCUCUGGAUCUUAAAGCCCGUCCUGUUUUUCAAGGUAAUGCUCUGUCAAGGGAAAAGUGGACUGGAAAUCUCUUCGGGUUAAAAGUGGAUUCGAUACUUUAAAUACGACUCGACUUUACCAAACAACGAACAAACAAACAAACAAACUAGGCGUUAGUAGAUUUUAAAGUCUUGAAGUAGAAACUAUGGCCGAGACGAACCAGACCGAGGUGUAUGUUUACGAACAGGUUGUUAUCCUGACAUCCUGUAUACUUUCGUUUUUUGGGUCACUUUUAAUCAUAUGCACAUUUGCAAUAUGGCACGAUCUGAGAACUACACCGAGAAAACUGCUCGUGUAUCUUUCUGUCGCUGACCUUCUGUCUGCACUCUCUUACUUUUACGGAGUUUUGAGGAUUUUUGACUCUGAUUCUGGGGAUUGUAUUGCGCAAGGAGCCAUUUCCACAUUCGCCAACACCAGCUCAUUCUUCUGGACCGUGGCUAUUGCCAUUUACUUAUACGUUUUCAUUGUGAAGUCCAGCCAGAGACAGGCCGACAACUUGGUGCUGUACUUUCAUCUUAUCAGCUGGGGCGUUCCUCUUGCCAUCACUGUGGCAGCCCUGUCCCUGCACAAGAUCGGCUAUGACGCCUCUGAGGUGUCUGUUGGCUGGUGCUGGGUGAACAUCCAGGCUGAAGACCAUGUGCUGUGGAUGCUGCUCACGGGAAAGAUCUGGGAGUUCAUUGCCUAUGUCACACUGCCAGUCCUGUACAUCCUUAUAAAGAUACACAUUCACAAUGCACAUGCAGCUCUGUCUGAGUACCGUCCCAUCCUGACCAGCAGCCCUGUCUCUAACUCGCUGUCUUCCAUGGCAGACAGGAAGCUCACCCUCAUCCCCAUCAUCUUCAUCAUGCUCCGCAUCUGGAGCACCGUCCGCUUCCUGCUCCUGCUGACUGACUCCCCUGCAGGACACAACCCUGUGCUGGUCACCUUGCAUGGAAUUGGAAACAGCUUUCAAGGAGCUGCGAACUGCAUCAUGUUUGUGCUGUUGACUCCCUCAGUUCGCUCACGUCUGGUGGCUGGGCUGUGCUGCAGAGGUCAGGACAGACACUGGCAUACAGAUUCAGUGUCCCAGAACAGGGCAAGUGCACAUACGCCUUCACACAGAGAGGAAAACACCAACCCCCAAACCAGGGAGAACAGUGAGGGGUAACAGCUUCUAGGAUCCUCCAUCUGCUGCAGUACAUUAAACACUAUUUGAAUCGAGUGAAAGCUCUGACUUUACAGCUCUCUGUUGUGGUUGUUGGAGUUACAUCGGAGCCUUACAUUAGCUUUCUUGUUUGACCAAGCGCCUUCACGGAUUACAGGGGACUGCGGUCACAUGCACAAAACCCGCAGAGCAUGGAACACAAACGCACUUACUGUUACUGGUUUAGCUCAGCACUUUUGGUGGGAGGCUUUCUGUCUUCCAAAUCUGUUCUGUCUUCCAUAUCUCAUGUUCACUUUAAUAGAAAUAAGAUCUGUAGCUCAGGGGGAAGCGAGGGAUACAGCAUUUUAUUAACUAGUGACCAAAAUGGCAAAUGUACUGUGAAGUGUUUUUACAAGGGAUUUCUUCCCUCUUUCUCCCAAUGAAGCAUUCUUAAUGCAGUGUUAUUACUGUGCAUUUCAUUUCAUUUGUAAUUUUAAACCAAGAAAUAUCUGUAUUGUGUUGUAUUUAUACGUACAAAAAUGUAUAGGAUUGCUUUUGCCGUAUAUGUAUGCAUUAAUGUCAUAAUCAAAUGUAUUUUUCUCAUCGCUUUUCUAUGUAUAAAGUCACACGCACUAGUUCGCAACAUGCACUUUUAUUGUUAUUUCACACAAUGCCUUAAAAAUACAUAUGACACAAUGGGGAAGAAGUGCCUUUUAAACUAUGUAUAUUAUUAUGUAGUUAUGAAUUUGUAUUAUAGUUAGAUUUUAUCAACAUAUCAAUUUAUUUCAAUAAAACGAUUUAUUUCCCGCUA